This is a messenger RNA of Aureobasidium namibiae CBS 147.97, 1440 nucleotides long. Its product is annotated as soluble quino protein glucose dehydrogenase. Lineage: Eukaryota; Fungi; Ascomycota; Dothideomycetes; Dothideales; Saccotheciaceae. The transcript is spliced from 2 exons. Bases 1 to 1440 code for a protein of 479 amino acids. The record is from RefSeq and is a predicted model, not a curated record.
AUGUUCUGGAGUCUUUAUAUCAUUACAACGCUGCUUAAUUUGGCCUCCGCACAAUCGUCGUGUCGACUGUCGCCUUCAGGAAACGUCAAGCCCUCGGUGGCGUCUGGAUACAAAUGGCAGGUGGUCGCAACCGGACUUGCUCGCCCGCGAGGACUAGCCUUCGAUGAUAGAGGCAGACUGCUUGUCAUCGAGUCUGGCUCAGGUGAUCUGUCGGCGCAUACUCUGAACGAAGAUGGCGGCGGCUGCGUAACAAUCAACUCGUCGAAGACCGUGGUAGAAGGCAUGAGCUUGAAUCAUGGCAUUGGUUUCGACAGUAAACAGGGUAUGCUCUAUGCAUCCAACACCAAUGAAACAUACGGUUGGCAAUACGACUCCGCUGCCAUCUCAAUCUCGGAUCAGCAGACCGUAGUGAGCAAUAUGUCAGGAACAGACCACAGUACACGUACCCUCCUACUGGCACAGCGUGCUCCAGGCAUGAUGGUUGUCAGUUUUGGUAGCUUGAGCAAUCUCGAUUUAUCUGCGACAAACGUGGACUCUGGCACUGCUUCAGUAAAAGCCUUCAACUUGACCAACCUUACCAGCACAUACACAUACCAGACUGACGGGAUGCUUCUGGGUUGGGGUCUGCGAAACGAAGUCGGCCUGGCCGAGCAUCCUGUCACCGGCGGUAUCUGGGGCGUCGAGAAUUCUGCCGAUCAAGUGGUUCGCUACAAUGUAGACGUACACGCAGACAAUCCUGGUGAAGAGCUUAACUUUCUCGGCUACCUGAAUGGGACCAAUUCCAGUAACACGGGUUCAAACUUCGGCUACCCUUGGUGCCUCUCAGCGUGGGAUCCUGAGGCACUUCCACAGAAUGAGAACAUCCAAGUCGGCACGCAGUUCGCUAUUGACUCAACAUCUGCACUUGGCAAUCAGAACAGGACAGAUGCGUUUUGCGCAGAUCAGACACAGAGUAGACUGGUCUUCGACUCACACAUGGCUCCCCUGGACAUCAAAUUCAAUGAUACAGGCAGACAAGCUUGGAUCACGUUCCAUGGUAGCUGGAAUAGUCCUAACCCAGUUGGCUAUAAGUUGUCCCUGGUCAACUUUACAGAUGCUGGCGAGCCAGUUGACCAACGUACUAGCAAGACAGCAGCUGUCGACAUAUUUGGAAACGAAGACGACUCAGCCUGUCCUGGUAAUUGUUUUCGUCCUGUUGCGAUGGCCAUCGAUACCCAUGGCCGAAUCUUCCUCUCAUCCGAUGCUACAGGCGAGAUCUACCUUGUUACAAGAGACAGUGCUGCCACUGGCACACCGACCAGUCCGGACAACGGCUCUAGCACCUCAACCUCGUCGAGUGCAUCUACUACAUCAACCUCUGCCGGUACCAAAAAUGCGUCCAGUUGGUUUUUCACUGUCGUUAUAGGCAGUCUCUUUGCAAUGAUGUCAUGUAUAGUCUAG